AUGAACGUUGUAUUCACAAGCAACCCAUCUUUAACUACUGCAUCUCUGGGCGCCAAUGCCAACGUUAGCGAUCUGGAAUGCCAAGGGGACACGGACCCAAGGGCCAAGAAACGCCUGCAGAAUAGGGUAGCCCAGCGAAGUUACCGUCGUCGCGUCAAGUCCCGGAUUGCCGACCUGCAAAAGAAGGUGGCUCAGUAUGAAGAUGCAAACUCAUCGAAAGAAGGUCCAGAGACUGGGGAACAACCUCGUCUUCAUGAAGACUCUAUACAUCGACGGAUAUCAUAUACGUCACCUGAAACAACCAGUCAGGGAUCGACUCAGGCAUUGCCUGAAGUUCUAAGCUCCCGAUCAAGCCGUGAAAAGAGCCAAGAGAGUUCCACUCACAAAAGCUCGAAUUAUACCCUCUCCCCAGCAAGUUCUCUCGGUCCUGUGAAUGGGAUCUCAGGUCCUUCUGCGAUCAAAGCAGUAAGACCUUAUCAACAAGCUGGACCCGGCCAUGAUACGCCGCGAAGUGGCCGUCCGAUCCUCGCAACUGAGCCUCAUCAAGCGAAUGUAUAUCUCCAUCGAGCGCAUCUUGAUGAUGUUACUGUAAGCCAGAACAACAGUUCUGCCAUAUUGCAGUCUUUUCCUUUAUCAACCUUUGAUACAACCACUUCCCAUCCCCCAUUCAUCGCUGGCGACCUUGAAGGAGACCUAGAUCUUGGAUGGAUGAUAGCAAACGCAGAGCUGGAGGGACAAAAGUCAUGCUCCUGCGAUAAAUCACCAGACAAAAGCCCGAGACCCUCAUUAACUAACUCCAAUUCACUAAAAGCCCAAUCAUCCACCGCAAGACAACCAAGCUAUGCCUCAUCUUCAAGAUCACCAGCAACCGUGCCCAAAGAAUCACUAAACGCAAGAUUCCAGAACAUCAUGGAAUGCGUCGGCGCGAUGGGUUUCGAAAGCUUUGACGAUCUAGUCACAUCAUACUAUGCGGAUGAGUUUGAGGAAGCGUCCAAGCUCUUUCAUGAACAGCGAUUCAGUAGGAUCAGAAGACUUCCUGGAGUGUUCGCGGAGAUUCUGGAAGGUGCAAGAAGAUGGGAAGCCUCGGAGCGCCGUGGCCUCGGUGAAGAGGUUCUCAAAGAGGCCGAAGCCGUUCUUAUGCUUGAGAACAGUGAAGCUUGGCAAUCACUACAGUCAAUCAGUAAUGCAGCCAUGCGCAAGGACAAUAUAUCUACAGAGCAGAUCUAUCAGAAUCUCAGUACAGUCCUACCGGUAGAGCAUCCGACUGUCCAGCAUGGCAGCGAGAUUGCUCUGGCACAGCUCUGGCAAUUACUUCACUAUUGCAUUUCACAGGUCGGAUACCAAAAGCCAAAAUACUAG
This is a messenger RNA of Fusarium verticillioides 7600, 1359 nucleotides long. RefSeq lists its product as hypothetical. The transcript has 3 exons. Gene Ontology annotation, molecular function: DNA-binding transcription factor activity. Lineage: Eukaryota; Fungi; Ascomycota; Sordariomycetes; Hypocreales; Nectriaceae. The coding region runs from base 1 to 1359 and encodes 452 amino acids. Gene Ontology annotation, biological process: regulation of DNA-templated transcription. The record is from RefSeq and is a predicted model, not a curated record.